CUUUGACCAUUUUCUUUUUAAGAGAAAGCCUCCGUGUCUUCUUCUUCUUCUACUUCUCUCGCCGGCAACGAAAAGACCUAGAGGGCAGAGGCUCAGUUACUAUUUUCAGUAUUCCUUAAAAUAAAUAUUGCUGUUCUUUCUCUGGAGGUCGUCUAUACUUUUUUUGGCUAAACAGAGUCGGUGGGGUUAGGCAUGGCUACAACCUCUGUAAACGAGAGGCGAUCCGAUAGGAUAAGCGGUUUACCCGAUGAUCUGCUACGUCGUAUCCUCUGGAACCUCUCCACCAAGGAUUCUGUUCGCACAAGCCUUUUGUCUAAGCGAUGGAGAUAUCUAUGGAAACACGUUCCUGCGCUGGACCUUGACUCCUUUAACUUCCCUGAUUAUUGGGGCUUGAAGUACUUCUUUGAUACCUUUAUGGAAGAGUCUAACAAAAAUGUGAACUUGGAGAGAUUCAGGUGGGUUUAUGACGCUGACCUCGAAGAGCAUUGUGAGGAUUCUUUCGUGUCUCUCAUGGAUGAUGUCGUCAACCGUGGGGUUUCUCAUAUGACACUUGUUAGUAAGGUUGAUGCCCCGGAUUCGGUGAGGAUGCCUCUCUCCCUUUACUCAUGUGCGACGCUGGUGAGUUUAACCCUCUAUGGUGUAGCCUUCGAUGCUCCUCCUAAAUCAAAAUUGGAAUUGGUUUCUUUGCCUUGCCUCAAGACUAUGCAUCUCGAAGCCGUCAAGUUUGACGGAGCCUCAAUAUUUGAGACUCUCGUAUCAAGAUGCUCAGCUAUCAACGAGUUAAUCGUAGUCACGCAUCCUCGUGAUCAUCUCGGAGUUGUUUGUGUGCGUUCUCCGUCACUGAGACUCUUCAAACUAGAGUCUAUGCGUGAGGAAGGUGGAGAUCCUGAGGUUGUAAUUCAUGCUCCCAAACUCGAGUAUAUGAGUAUCAUCAAUUACCAAUCUGAGAGUUUCAUAGUUCAGAGUAUUGCUCCUUAUGCAAAGGUGAACAUCGAUCUUAACUUUGAUGUGGAGGAGGAUGAUGAUGAUCAUAUGAUCCUUGGUUUUCUCACAGCCAUAUCCACAGUCCAAGAAAUGACAAUCUCUGCUCGAACUCUAGAGAAGAUCGCUGAUUGUUACAGAUUGGAUCCGCUACCUCAGUUCUUUAACUUGACUUGCUUGCAUGCUUCGUUGCCUGAGUCUUCUUGGGAAAUGUUUGCAACGUUUCUUGGUUACUGCCCGAAUCUGAACUCACUCGACUUGGAAUUUGACGGCCUUCCAGAGACGAAGGAGAUUAAAGACUCAUUUGUUCCUCAGUGUUUCAAGUUAUCCGUCAAGUUUGUCCUUUUGAAGAUACCAACCACAGUUACAAAGACAUCAAGCAAGAUGCAGCUAGCAAGAUACUUUAUAAGGGAGUGUCUAGUUUUGAAGAAACUGAUGCUAAAUGAAAGUUUCGGAAACGUCAUCAAUAAAGUCAAAAAGAUUCCAAAACGGGUUACAGGGUGUGAAGUUGUCAUGCUAAAUCCAGCUUACGAGGUUAAUUCUCAUGGAUCCAGUGUAUUACCAAUGAUCUACGAAAACAUGUUCAUUCCAAAAAUACUUGAUCACUAAUCAAGUGUAAGAGCUUUUAGACUUUUUGUGGACAUGGGUCUGACCAAGACGUUAUGCAACUAUGCAAGUAGAUGAACUUGGGUUUUCUUUUGGUUUAGUUGAAUUUCGAUGAUUUGAUCUGACUUUGGUGGAACCUUUUGUAGUUCUCAUCGAGAUCUCCGGUGUAAUAUGACUACUUGUUUUUCAAUAUAUGUUUUACAACAGCA
Molecule: messenger RNA, 1796 nt
Organism: Camelina sativa (false flax)
Lineage: Eukaryota; Viridiplantae; Streptophyta; Magnoliopsida; Brassicales; Brassicaceae
Product: F-box/FBD/LRR-repeat protein At1g80470
Molecular function (GO): protein binding
Source: RefSeq, a predicted model, not a curated record